Somion occarium is the source of this 849-nucleotide messenger RNA. Lineage: Eukaryota; Fungi; Basidiomycota; Agaricomycetes; Polyporales; Cerrenaceae. The record is from the annotation of a GenBank genome assembly.
GACCAUAUAUACAAUACAUCCCUCGGGGAAAUUUUGGGGCCCUUCAAAGUUGUCAAUACCACUCUGCGUGACACAUACUACUCCCAAUGCCAACCACGAACGGACACGCACACCCUAAUGAAGGAGAAAGGAAGCCGAUAUUGAUCAUUGUGAUGGGAGUAGCGGGCACGGGAAAGACCACACUUGCGAAAGCUCUGAACAAAGUACUCGAUCUGCCAUACAUCGAAGGGGACGACCUCCAUCCAAAAUCUAACGUCGAGAAGAUGUCCAACGGCCAACCUCUAACCGAUGAAGAUCGUGAACCAUGGCUAGCCCUCAUCCGUACCACAGCAGAACAUAAGAUCGCAGAACAACAAGCCGACCCAUCGUUUACACAGCGGAAAGGCGUUAUGGUGACAUCGUCUGCGCUCAAGCGAUAUUAUCGGGACAUUCUUCGGGGGAAACGAAAAGUCGGGGCGACUGAGGACGUGCCGGAACCUUUGUUGCCCAGUGAGGCUGAGACGCUUCCGACGUAUUUUGUGUAUAUCAAGGAAGAGGAGAAGGUGUUGAGGGAUCGGAUAGCGAAGAGGGAAGGUCAUUUUAUGAAGCCGAGUAUGCUGGAUAGUCAAUUGGCGACAUUGGAGAGUCCGGAAGGCGAGGAAGGCGUUGUCGUGGUUCCAUUGGAUGCUACGACAGAGGAACAAGUCCAGAAGGCAUUAGAGGGAUUGAGCGCAUUGGUGGGACCGUUAUAGAAGUGAUUCUCGAGGCAUUGUAUCAAUUAUUCAUAUCUUAUUCACCAAUUGCCCGGGUCUAUUUUGUAGUACGAUUGGUAUCACUAGAUAAACAGUGGAAUACACAUAGAUGAGCUUU